This is a messenger RNA of Stomoxys calcitrans (stable fly), 715 nucleotides long. RefSeq names its product eukaryotic translation elongation factor 1 epsilon-1 (gene AIMP3). Gene Ontology annotation, cellular component: aminoacyl-tRNA synthetase multienzyme complex; cytoplasm; nucleus. Gene Ontology annotation, biological process: positive regulation of DNA damage response, signal transduction by p53 class mediator. Lineage: Eukaryota; Metazoa; Arthropoda; Insecta; Diptera; Muscidae. The transcript is spliced from 3 exons. The record is from RefSeq and is a predicted model, not a curated record. Bases 88 to 624 code for a protein of 178 amino acids.
AUUUUGACAGUACUCAGCGUGGAAGGGGUAGGCAUUUGAUAUCAUUUAGAAUCAAACAAUUUUUUUAUUUUGAGCAAUUUUGCAAAAAUGUGUGAGGUCGAAGCCGUUAGUAAAAUUGCCAAAUGCCUUCAGGUACCAGUGGGUAAAGUACAACUAAAUGAUGAGCAGGUCGUGACACGCACACUCAAUAACAAAUCUGUCGCCGGAUUUGCUACCAUUCUCAACACUUUGGCUAAAGAAUCCAAGUCGGACAUUGCUAAAAAUAGUUGCCAAUCACGUGAAGUAGAAGCCCAAGUUUAUCAAUGGAUAGAAUAUGCCAUCCUUUAUGUUGGCCCCGGAUCAAAGGAUAGAUACUGUUCUCAGCAACUGCUUAGGGAUUUUAACAAAUUGUUUCUUUCAAAAUCCUAUUUGGUUGGAUAUUCGAUAACCUUAGCAGACUUGGCAGUUUUCUAUGCCAUAUAUGAUCUAGUGAAAUCUCUCUCGCCCAUUGACAAGGAAAAUUAUCUUAACCUUUCUCGUUGGUUCGAUCACUUGCAGCAAAUUCCUGAAAUACGUCAAGGUUCGGAGCUAUUGAAUUUCACCACAAUCUAUUUGCAUGGAUGGGCCACCGGUACACAUGUUUAAACGAUAUUGCAUUUGUAAUGUGUAACAAUAAUGAAGCUAUUAUAAUUUAUUUUAUGUUAAUUAAUCACUAAAAAGACGUUUCUACCAACAA